Molecule: messenger RNA, 1862 nt
Organism: Nicotiana tabacum (common tobacco)
Lineage: Eukaryota; Viridiplantae; Streptophyta; Magnoliopsida; Solanales; Solanaceae
Product: EPD1-interacting receptor-like cytoplasmic serine/threonine-protein kinase 5D
Biological process (GO): protein phosphorylation
Molecular function (GO): ATP binding; protein kinase activity
Source: RefSeq, a predicted model, not a curated record
GAUAAAUUAGUUAUAAGCCUCAAGAACUCUUCCACAAGAAAAUUAAGGUCUCAUUCCUUCAGUUGUUGAUCUUCUGUACUUUUUGUUGUUUGUUUUUUUUCAAAGUAUUUGGUGCAGAAAUGGUUUUAACUUGGAAAUCAAUGAUUCCAUGUUGUUACAAAGUAGAUGAUGAGUUAGUAAGAUCAAAGAAAAAUGUCAAAAAACAAAGUUCAUUUCAGAGAUUGACUCUAUUAGAUUUUGAUGAUCCAAGUUCACCAUUAUCUGCUGAUGGACUUUCCAAUUCAUUCAUUGGAUCAAACCUUAUCAACUUCACAUUUACUGAACUUAGAGAAGUUACACACCAUUUUUCAUCUGCUAAUUUUCUUGGUGAAGGAGGAUUUGGACCGGUUUACAAAGGAUUCGUCGACGAUAAGCUUAGGCCAGGGCUAAAACCUCAGGUUGUUGCUGUUAAGGUGUUGGAUACAGAUGGUUUGCAAGGCCACAAGGAAUGGCUGACAGAGAUAAUAUUCCUGGGGCAACUAAGGCAUCCACAUCUGGUAAAAUUGAUUGGAUACUGCUGGGAAGAUAAUAAUAGACUCCUAGUCUAUGAAUUCUUGCCAAGGGGAAGCUUGGAAAAUCAACUCUUUGGUAAGUUUUCGAUUACAUUAUCGUGGUCAACAAGGAUGAAGAUAGCACUAGGAGCAGCAAAAGGUCUCGCGUUCCUCCAUGAAGGCGAAAAACCAGUCAUAUACAGAGACUUUAAGGCAUCAAACAUCUUAAUAAAUUCAGAUUACACUGCUAAACUUUCUGAUUUCGGACUAGCAAAGGAUGGACCAGCAGGGGACGAUACGCAUGUAUCCACACGAAUAAUGGGUACACACGGCUAUGCAGCCCCUGAAUAUAUCAUGACAGGUCAUUUGACAACAAUGAGUGAUGUAUAUAGUUUUGGAGUAGUUCUGUUGGAAAUGCUGACUGGUAAAAGAUCAUUGGAUAAAAAAAGACGAGAAGGAGAAACGAAUUUGGUUGAAUGGUUAAGGCCUUAUUUAAAAGAUCCAAAGAAAAUUGCUCGUGUGAUGGACCGAAGACUUGAAGGUGAAUACCCGAUUAAAGGGGCACAAACUGCAGCAUUAGUAGCAUACAAAUGCUUAAGUCAUUAUCCUAAGCCUAGGCCUACAAUGGAUGAUGUUGUCAAGAUUCUUGAGACACUUCAGGAGGAAAGCAAUAACACUGACACUGCAAUAAGUGAUCCAAUGAUAACGAUGACAUCGAACAGUGAUUUCAGCAGUGAGAGUGAGAAAAAUGGCGAAAAAGAGGAUGCUGCAACACCGGAACGAAAUGGGAGAAGCAGAAAGGAGAAGUACUUGAAUGGGAAAAAUCAAGGUUAUGGAUGGAGACAGAGAAUCAAUAGACAGAGAAUGGUGGCGUCUUACUCGGAUACAGCUCUUUAUAGAAGACAUUGAGAUAUGGCAAAUAUAGCCACCUCAAGCAUUUGCAGUGAAGAAUCUAAGUAAUAAAACUUCACUAGCUAUAGAACUUUUGCACUGCAGCAAAAAAUGAUAAUAAUUAGGAAAAUACUAUUUGUGUAUAAAGAAGGGCAACCCAGUGCACAAAGCAUCUCGGGGUCACACAGGGCCCAGGAAGGAUUCUUUUGAGAAAUACAUAGUAAUAGUAAAUAUUAAUGCAGUAAGCUGUAGUAUAUAGAAGGUGUAAGCAGCAUACUGCUUCUAGUUUACUGCUAAAAACCUGAUUUCAGGUAUAGGAUUGUAACUUUUCUACUUUUUUUGUGAACUCUUCAGUUGUAAGAUAUGGAAUGGCAAAAGUAAACAAGACUAAGCCAAUUCUAUUGUAACAUUUGCUUUUGAUAUGCUACAAUAUUUGGAUAA